Impatiens glandulifera is the source of this 624-nucleotide messenger RNA. RefSeq names its product ubiquitin-60S ribosomal protein L40. The transcript has 5 exons. Lineage: Eukaryota; Viridiplantae; Streptophyta; Magnoliopsida; Ericales; Balsaminaceae. Gene Ontology annotation, cellular component: ribosome; cytoplasm; nucleus. Gene Ontology annotation, molecular function: protein tag activity; ubiquitin protein ligase binding; structural constituent of ribosome. Bases 60 to 446 code for a protein of 128 amino acids. The record is from RefSeq and is a predicted model, not a curated record. Gene Ontology annotation, biological process: translation; protein ubiquitination; modification-dependent protein catabolic process.
AGUAGAUUUAGGGUUUUGAUUAGCAGCUAUUGUAGAUCGUUAACUUGAAGCAGUAGAAGAUGCAGAUCUUCGUUAAGACUCUCACGGGGAAGACUAUCACCCUCGAGGUAGAGAGCAGUGAUACUAUCGAUAAUGUCAAAGCAAAGAUUCAGGACAAAGAAGGAAUCCCUCCGGAUCAGCAGCGAUUGAUCUUUGCUGGAAAGCAACUUGAGGAUGGCCGAACUCUUGCUGAUUACAAUAUCCAGAAAGAGUCCACAUUGCACCUUGUGCUGAGGCUUAGAGGUGGUAUUAUCGAGCCUUCAUUGAUGGCUUUGGCUCGGAAAUACAAUCAAGAGAAGAUGAUCUGCCGCAAGUGCUAUGCUCGUCUUCAUCCUAGAGCUGUGAAUUGCCGUAAGAAGAAGUGUGGCCACAGCAAUCAACUGAGGCCCAAGAAGAAGAUCAAGUAGAUCAUUCCAGUUUACAGUACUUGGUGCUUUAUUUAUGAACAAUGGUUGGUUAUUGUUGUUGGAUUGGAUAUAUAUUUGACCACAAUCAAGCACUCAUUUUGGUUUAUUUGAAAGAUCAGACAAACAGACAGAUUGACAAUAAUAUGUAUUUUGUGCUAUUUUCAUCACAACUCCCAUC